AUGACAAUAACCCGACCUCCAAGCUUUGUAGUUGAAUCAUCAGAAAAUGGAAGUUUGGUGAUGAGAAAUAUCAUUUUGGGACCGCCGUGCUGGAUUUCAUCGUCCAUGUCCACCACUUUGUAUUUGAUGCACUAUUAUAUUGUUUUCUGUGGUCUAUGUGGUGCUGCACUAAUAUAUUCAGGAUUUGAUGCAUUCAUGUUCAGCGCUGCGUUGCAUAUUUGUGGUCAGUUUGAAAUAUUAAACUCAAGUACCGAAACAAUCACUGAUGAAGGCGGUUACUGGAAGCAAAAGCAUAGGAUUAAGGAAUACUCCAAACGACAUGCCAAAUUACUGGCACUAGGCACUCAACUUAACGAAAUUGUUAAUUUUAUUAUUUUCUCUGAGCUUAUCAGCAAUGGUUUCCUUAUUUGCAUUUCAGGAAUCUCAAUUCUCACUAGCAUCAAGAAUGGCAAUGUGGACAAUGAUGAUCUCAACUUCGGAGUGAGAAUAUUUGUUUGGUACAUGGGGCUAUUUAUGUACACAUUUGUUGGUGAAAGGCUAUCAAAUCAAGCAGAAAAAUUGCAAAUUGCUAUAUACAAUAUCCCGUGGUAUAACAUGCCCACAACUAUUGCCCGGGAUAUUCAAUUUAUUAUAAUGCGUAACAAUUCUCCUUGUCAUUUAACUGCCUGUGGCAUUAUGAACGUGAAUUAUGAAGCUUUCAAAGAUAUUACAAGACUCAUGUUCUCGUGCUUUUCUGUUCUCAAAUUAGUAUUGGAAUAA
Molecule: messenger RNA, 759 nt
Organism: Fopius arisanus
Lineage: Eukaryota; Metazoa; Arthropoda; Insecta; Hymenoptera; Braconidae
Product: odorant receptor 22c-like
Exons: 2
Coding region: 1-759 (252 amino acids)
Biological process (GO): detection of chemical stimulus involved in sensory perception of smell; sensory perception of smell
Cellular component (GO): plasma membrane
Molecular function (GO): odorant binding; olfactory receptor activity
Source: RefSeq, a predicted model, not a curated record